Molecule: messenger RNA, 1182 nt
Organism: Pisolithus orientalis
Lineage: Eukaryota; Fungi; Basidiomycota; Agaricomycetes; Boletales; Pisolithaceae
Exons: 6
Coding region: 1-1182 (393 amino acids)
Molecular function (GO): poly(A)-specific ribonuclease activity
Source: RefSeq, a predicted model, not a curated record
AUGUCGAAUGCUAAGUACCAUCUCUCACCCGAACAGCUUGCUGCUGCAGAGGAAAAACGCUUGAAACGUCAAGCUAACAGGUCCGCCGUACAGAGAAACUCUCCUGAGCCCCAAAGACAACCGCAGUUUUUAGCCAGGCCUUGGGUUUCACUAUCCGAUUCUUGCAAGGAUGUACCUGGAGCUUACACCGUGAAGAUAAUGACCUGGAACGAGGCAGAUCGUCAGGACAAGUUGUUCCCUGUCUUAAAAAAUGCUGGGUACUCCUAUACCCCCAUGGCUUGCGUCGUCGCUUAUAAGCAGGAUAUGUUCCGGAUAGUGGGCGAAAAGGUGGUACAAUACGAUGACGUUGAAGCAAGGGAGAACGCCCCGGUCAGCCCUCAGGCUCGGAUCGCCUCCAGUCAUCGGACGAAGAACAUCGGCUCGCUAGUUGCAUUGGAAAGGGUGGAUACCGACAAAGUCGGCUACAUCGUCGCUACGACACAUCUGUUUUGGCAUCCUGCAGGAUACAGGCAGGCAGGACUCCUACUUCGUGAGGUCGUCAGAUGGAGAGACCUUAUGCAACUUCACGAUUGGCCCUGCAUAAUAGCUGGAGACUUCAACUUCUCUCCUGAAGAUCCUGCCUACUCGCUACUGGUUGGUGACCCGUUGGCGGCAGAGCAAAAACAUUCGUUGGAUGUUUCACGCGUGGUACAUGUUUCCAUAGAUCCCGGUGUCUCGAUGUCCUCAACAACGGAACCCGAGGAGGGAGAGGAAGAGGAUCCUGAUAGAGUUAUCCGCAACUCUCGGGUUGCGGAGAUUUCCGACGGGCUCUUAUCAGACUCUGAACUUCUUGACCUUUUCCGAUGUCGCUUGCGGAGUGCAUACGACGAGGGUCAAAGGGUGUACAAGGCAAUGGCAACACCGACCGAUGUUGUGACAUUCGGCGAUAGGAUACCAUUUUCAACUGCGAGAUUGGGUACGAACGAGCCAAUGUGGACCAGCUAUACACAUUAUUGGAAGACAACUUUAGAUUAUAUAUUCUUCCUAGACUCGCCACGCACACACACGGAAGUGAUAGGUUAUCUUCAACCACAUCGCACGGAGAAUGUCAUCCAGGGCUUACCUCAACUCCGGAUUUGCGGCAGCGAUCACUUUUCGCUGUGUGCCCAACUUAGGACGUCCAUCUCUCCAUGUGAAGAGUAG